AUGUCAUUAUUAAAACCAACAUCUCAUCUACUUUUUUACUCAUUUGUUUUUGGAGGGACCACAUUCUAUUCAUACGUAGCAUCUCCCAUUGCGUUUAAAGUACUUGAAAAAGAACAGUUCUCCAAGUUACAAAAUCGUGUGUUCCCUUACUUUUUCCAGUUACAAUCAUUUUCUCCUGUAAUUUUAGCAUUAUCUUCACCUGUAACAUUAACUACUGGAUCAUUAAUUGCAUUGACUUCUGCCUCAGUUGCUGGACUAACUAAUUUAUGCAUUUUGUUGCCAUGGACAAGAAAAGUAAAGGAAGAAAGAAAAGAUGUCGCUCGCAAAUAUAAAGAUGAUAAGGAAAAGAUCGAAGAAAUGGAUGCCCCACUAAGGAAAGAAUUUGGGAAAUCUCAUGGUUUGAGCCUACUUUUCAAUUUAGCAAACGCUUUAAGUAUUUUAACAUAUGGAGUUUAUCUAACGAAAGGGUUGCUUAAAUACGUACCCAAGUAG
This is a messenger RNA of Naumovozyma castellii, 492 nucleotides long. RefSeq names its product Tmh18p (gene TMH18). The record is from RefSeq and is a predicted model, not a curated record. Bases 1 to 492 code for a protein of 163 amino acids. Lineage: Eukaryota; Fungi; Ascomycota; Saccharomycetes; Saccharomycetales; Saccharomycetaceae. The transcript is spliced from 2 exons.